Oryza brachyantha (malo sina) is the source of this 1882-nucleotide messenger RNA. RefSeq names its product cold-responsive protein kinase 1-like. The transcript has 8 exons. Lineage: Eukaryota; Viridiplantae; Streptophyta; Magnoliopsida; Poales; Poaceae. Bases 545 to 1690 code for a protein of 381 amino acids. Gene Ontology annotation, biological process: protein phosphorylation. The record is from RefSeq and is a predicted model, not a curated record. Gene Ontology annotation, molecular function: protein kinase activity; ATP binding.
GCACGGAAAGAUUCGAUCUUUAAUCUCCUUGUUUUCUUGUGAUCUCUUAUCAUCUGUUAUGCUUGUGGUCUUGAAAUAAAGGAGCCAGCUCAGUAAUGAUGAUCAAACAUGAGUGAGUAAUUCAUGAAGGAUAUUGAUUUCGCUAGACACUGUUGGUGAUACAACAAUUCGUCAACUUUAGUGAUGAGAUUUUAAUCUAGUACUAGUAUUCGUUAUGGCUAUGUUCGUCAGUAUCAUAAUUAAUGGGUGAAACUUUUGCUAGAUCAUGGUAGGACUGUAGAAGAAAAGAAAUGCAACAAGGACAUAUAAUUGGCGAGUUGGAAACUUGGAAUUAAAUAGUGUGCAUAUACACGUGUCUACAUUAUGUACUGUUUUUAGUAACAUGAAGCUGUUGUUUCAGUUUUCACAAUUACCAAGUCUUCUGUUUCAGGAUACAAUGGUUGUUGCCGAGUAUCUAUGAUCUCUGCGUACUGACAUUGAACUGCCAUCUCAAUUAGCCAAUCACAACACAACUGCGUUUUCUAUAGCCUGAAACAUCUCAGUAAUGAGUUGUUUUCCCCUCUUUUUCAAAAGGUCAAGGACCGUGCAGCAACAAACUGAUCCAUCUAAUGAAGACUUUGCUGGUGCUGAGAACAUUACAAGAUACAGCUAUAAGGAGCUGGCUAAGGCAACACUGAAUUUUGACCAAUCCAAUAAGAUUGGUGAGGGAGGUUUUGGACCUGUAUACAAGGGAACUCUGAAGGAUGGAACAAAUGUUGCAGUAAAGUUACUGUCUUUACAGUCUAGACAAGGUGUGAAGGAGUUCCUCAAUGAACUUAUUGCAAUCUCUGACAUUUCUCAUGAGAAUCUUGUCAAACUUCAUGGCUGUUGUGUGGAGGGGAGGCACAGAAUACUCGUGUACAAUUAUCUUGAAAACAAUAGCCUUGCACAUACCCUUCUAGGUUCUAGGCAAAGUAACAUACAGUUCAACUGGAGAACUCGAGUAAAUAUAUGCAUUGGUGUUGCCAGGGGACUGGCAUUCCUUCAUGAUGGUGUCCGCCCUCACGUUGUCCACCGGGACAUCAAAGCCAGCAAUAUACUUCUUGAUAAAGACCUCACACCGAAAAUUUCUGACUUUGGUUUAGCAAAGCUUCUACCCUCAGAUGCAUCACAUGUUAGCACAAGAGUCGCAGGAACACUAGGUUACUUGGCUCCUGAAUAUGCAAUCCGAGGACAAGUGACACGGAAGUCAGAUGUUUAUAGCUAUGGUGUUCUUCUUGUGGAAAUAGUCAGUGGAAGAUGCAACACUGACACCAAAUUGCCCUACGAAGACCAGAUCCUUCUCGAGAAGACAUGGAAAUAUUAUGACCAGGGGCAUUUGGAGGAGAUCAUAGACAGUUCUAUCGGCGAUGACGUGGAUGUCGAUGAAGCCUGCAGAUUCUUGAAAGUUGGUCUCUUGUGCACCCAGGACAUCACAAAACGUCGACCGUACAUGUCCACGGUGAUCAGCAUGUUAACAGGUGAGAUGGAGGUCGACAAAGAGAAGAUCAACAAGCCUGAUGUAAUCAGGGACUUCAGUGAUCUCAAGCUCAGGAGCAAGGCCACAUCAUCCUCCUCAUUGUUGACCUCCAUCAUGGCGCACUCAACUCCCUCGUCGUCUCAAGAGACGACGCGCACCUCCAUCACAUUCACCGCGAUAUCGGACCGCUGACUGAUGGGGCUCUCUCUGCAAGUGUAAAGUGUGUAGAGUAAGAGUAAAAAAAACGUAGCAUAGGCGAGAUUAUUUUCAUCUUUGUUGCUUGCAUAAUCUUGUAUGUAGUAUUUGCAUCAUCCCCCAUGUAUUGAAACCUUAACACAUUUGUUGAGCCAGGCCCAGAGAUAUACAACCCAUUUAUGUCUUGAA